ACUACUAGCCAAACGACAAUUCGGUGUAUUCUGAUUUGCUUAUGUUUCAUAUUAAUGUUUUAAAGUAGAUAUGAACUUUAGCCCAGUAAAAGUUUUAAAACAUUUGCCUAUGAAUGCCUAGCAGCUGAAAAGUCCGAAUGGCAUAUUCCAUUGUAAACAGUCCUAUCUAUCAAAAUUAAUAUUAAUCUAAAUAUCAAAUAAUAAAAUAAUUUUACUGUUUAAAUGUACAUAAUAUUGUAGUUUUAAGCUACAUCUAAAAUAUUUGAUAGUUGUAAUAUGUUUAUCUAAGUAUUCGGAAUGUUAAUAAGUAUAUGCAAUUUACUAUAGCUUAAAUAUGAGAAAGAAGCAACUAUUAAAUCGCUAUGAUGAUUAAUUAACGUUAUUUAAUAUAAUUCUUGCAAUAAGUACCGUCUGUACCGUCUUUAGUCUGUUGCAAAAUUUCAUUCUCUGCAUAAACGUCAUAAGUCAACAAGUGUCAAUGGUGGAGUUAUCAAUAUUGUCAUGUCACAAUGGCAAGUGAAAUGUCAUUAAAAAACUGAUAAAUAGACUAUAUUUUAAAGUUAUAUUUUUUAUUGUGAAUUCUAAAUUAUACAUUUUUGUACAAAAUGGAAACCAAAGUAGCAGUUGUUACUGGUAGUAAUAAAGGUAUAGGGUUCGAGAUCGUAAAAGGAUUAUGCCAAAAGUUUAAUGGUUCUGUAUAUCUUACUGCUAGAAAUGAAGAACGCGGCAGAAUAGCUGUGCAGAAACUAGAAAAGUUAGGUCUCCGACCUUUAUUUCACACGUUAGAUGUUACAAGCGAAUCUAGCAUAGAGGAAUUUGCUAAAUUUAUUUCUACACGUCAUUCCGGCAUUGAUGUGCUCGUAAACAAUGCCGGUAUUUUAGAUUUUGAUAAACCAGUAACAACCUAUGAAGAAGCUAAGAAGCUUAUGGAUACAAAUUUCUACAGUCUUCUUACAAUUUCUAAAAUACUUUAUCCACUUCUUAAAAACGAUGCUCGAAUUAUUAAUAUGAGCAGUGACUGGGGUCUGUUGUCCAACAUCAGAAGACAGACGUGGUUAGAUAUUCUUGCAAAGGAUGACCUCACCACAGAUGAGAUAUUGCAGUUUGUUGAUGACUUCUUGCAGAAUGUUAGAAAUGGUAAAACGGCAUUUGUUUCUUUUGCUGGCCAUAAUGGUGACUAUAAAGUUUCAAAGGUUGCUCUGUCGGCUCUUACUUUUGUUCAGCAGAAACACUUCAUAAAACAAGGAAAAGAUAUAUCUAUAAAUUGUGUCCACCCUGGCUUUGUUAAAACAGACAUGACAAAAGGAAUGGGCGAUUUCACCCCUGAGCGUGGAGCCAGAGCUCCUCUGUAUCUAGCACUGGAAGCACCACAGUCCCUUAAAGGCACAUUUGUGUGGCAUGAUUGUCAUCAAGUGAACUGGGAUGAUUAGUUAUAAAAAGAAGUUAAUAUUGUUUUAAUUCUGUGAUAGUGUCACAUACACUUAAACUUUAAUAUAUGUUUUUUUAGCAACA
Molecule: messenger RNA, 1512 nt
Organism: Nymphalis io (European peacock)
Lineage: Eukaryota; Metazoa; Arthropoda; Insecta; Lepidoptera; Nymphalidae
Product: carbonyl reductase [NADPH] 1-like
Exons: 1
Coding region: 606-1430 (274 amino acids)
Molecular function (GO): carbonyl reductase (NADPH) activity
Source: RefSeq, a predicted model, not a curated record